Molecule: messenger RNA, 2922 nt
Organism: Dreissena polymorpha
Lineage: Eukaryota; Metazoa; Mollusca; Bivalvia; Myida; Dreissenidae
Product: serine palmitoyltransferase small subunit A-like
Exons: 3
Coding region: 66-308 (80 amino acids)
Biological process (GO): ceramide biosynthetic process
Cellular component (GO): serine palmitoyltransferase complex
Molecular function (GO): serine C-palmitoyltransferase activity
Source: RefSeq, a predicted model, not a curated record
AGUCUUGUAGCCAAAGUUACUGCCCUUUGCUGUUAACAACAUCGUACGACAUCAAUCGGAUCAUCAUGGGGUUGAAAAAAUUCAUCGAUUUAUUUAACUACUGGUAUUUACAGUACACUUUAAACACUGCAGUUUACAUGCUGGAACCUACUGAAGUUAAAAUUGUCAAUUCAAUUUUGGUGGCAAUAAUUGCUUUAGCCAUGUAUUCAGCCUAUGUAUUCCUGCCAGGCCAUGCAGUGAUGAUGGUGCAUUUUGUUGAGUACUUGCUGAACAUUGUUAGCGAUCCACAUGUGGAAAAGGUUUCCUGAGCUGUCAUAUUUAUAAACUUGAAGGUCCAAAGAAAACAGUCACCACAUCAACAUUUGAUAAUGAAGAUUCUGUGUGAAUAUCAUCAUUACAGAUUCACAUCCUGUUUUAUCAACGAGAAAGGAUUUUGAUUAACAUUACACAUAUUAUAAAGUUAUAAUAUGUUGAUAUUUCUGAUUUUUUUUAUAAAAGCCUGCUAGUGACAAUCAGACAUCUUAAUAUUGAAAAUGCUAUUUAACAUAUUUUGAUUUUUGUUGUUUUAUUGAAAAUCUUGAUCUGUUUUAAACAUACAUGUAUAUUUAUUUAAAUGUUUGUUAAAUAUAGUUGUUUAAUCACAAUUGAUAAUAGUUAAUCUGGUCUGACACCAAGUCACUUUUUAGAUGAAUUCAUUGUUACAUGCAUUUAAUCUUUUUUUAGUAUUUGUAGUUAAUAAACUAUGACUUUCUUAGACGAAUUGUAACUAUGUUGGCAUAUGUGGAGUUGAACAAAAUGCAUAAUGCAAGUGCAUGAACAUCUAUUGUUUCAGUUAAAAUCUGGAGAAAAAAAGGGUAUCAAUUUUUGGCGAGUUACAAAUUGAUUGUAUGGACUUGCAUAUUUAAUCUAGAAACUUUGAUAUUUUACCUGCAUAUUUUAAUAAAAUGAAAACAAUGUUUUUAUAUGAAAACAUUUUUAUUCUACUACUUCGUGUUAUCAAGAGCUUCUUUUGUUGAGAUGUAUGUAAAUAAUUAUACAAAAUUUGUCUCGCAUGUAUACAUGAAAUAUUUAAAAAAGAAAUCACUGUAAUUUUUUUUCACCAGUAUCAGUAACUUAUUGCAAAUAUUCUUAUUGGCUAUUUUGUUCAUUUAUCAUCUCUUUUUUGGGGGGGGGGGGUGGGGGGGGGGGGGAGGGGGAGGAGGAGUGCAGCUAUUGGAUUUCUGGUUUUAUAAUGCUAAAUGUACAAUCUUUUCAUGCAUGGUUGUCAUUGACUGUUGAUUGCCUAUUAAAUUUAUUGUUUAAUAUUGUGAUAAAAACCGGCUGUUUUUUAUUUUACAUUAUGAAGUAAUAUUAAAACCAGCAAAAUGCUUUGUUACAUUUUUUGCCCACUUGUUCAUGAUUACAAUCUGAUUGAAAUCGCAAGAUGUGUUUUGACAUCAUGAUAAAAACCUGUGAAGACUUAAUACCUGUAGUCAUAUCCCAUUCCUGGGAUUGUUUUGUUCUCACUAAACAAGCUGAUUGUGGAAAAUUAAGGUGUUUUCUUACAUUGUUUUAUGUAAACAUUUAUUCAAGAAAAGAAUGGCAUUUUUUAUGCAGCAGGUGUACUUUUUAAAAGUUAAUAAUACGUCUUUUAAAACAAGUAAAUGUUGUUUGAUAUUUUAUCUUUUAUUCUACAAAAGGGACUGAAAUUCACACUGAACAUUUUAUAUAAAUUUUUCUCAUGAUGAUUGUUAAAUGUAUUGUUUUGCACUGAAGCUAGUUUUGCUUCAAAUAGGCCAAAUGAUGUGUUGUUCGAAUGUAUUUAUCUUACAUCUGUUUUAUCAGUAUUCUCUUGGUAGAAGUUUGAUGACACAAUGCUAACAAUGCCUUUUACAUGUAAGCACAUUAUCUUGAAUAAUGAUGUUCAAAUCCGUAUUUCGGCAUUUACUUUUAACUGAAUUUCAAUAAAUUGUGUAGAUGAAGCAAAAUCUAAAUAGGUUUGCAAACAAUAAUUUGGCAUUUGCUUAAAAGCAUUUAUAACCAUCACAAUUCAUUAGAUCUUCUGACAAAUGACUAUUGUCAAAUAAAAAAUGUAUUUUGUUCAAUUAUAAGGUUGGUGUGUUCACCAAAGUAUCUAGUCAUUCAAUUUGUGACUGUGUUCUUCUUUGUAGCCAAUUUAACCCCAGGGUAGCUUGACAUUGUAUACAAGGUCAGGUACUUGCCAUGUUACUAAAAUACUAACUUAUGUAUCUGUGUGGACAUUUGGAAAGAUCAAGAACACAAACAUUUGAGCCUAGCUCUGUGAAAACAGGGCUUAAUGCAUGUGUAAUGUGUUGUCCUAGAUUAGCCAGCCAAGUCUUUGAUUUUAUGUUUUUUUUGCGUUUAAAUUAAAUGAAGACUCCUCCUAACCUAAAGUCCGGUUUAGAAAAUGUUUUCUCCGAUUAGCCUGUGCGGACUGCAGUUUGUUUCUUACUUAUAUACACAUGAUGUAGUUAUCAUAAGGUGCUUUAGAUUUCAUAUCUGGAAGGUACACAAUUGACCCCAAUAUACUACAUCAAAGUUGAACAGCUUUCACUGACAGUCUUGAAGUAGCUUGAAGUACGAUUCCAUAUAGAUGUUUGGUCCAUGUAAAGGGUUUAACAUGAAACUGUUUUAUCGCUUUAUAUUAAUUUUUCGUCUGUAAGAUAGUAUAAAGAUACGAUACAAUAGAUGUUGACUCUCAAUUUCCAUGUUAAAAUGUUUGAUUUGUUCUAGAUCUUUCCGCAUGUUCAAGUAUGCUUGCUUUGAUUUAUCCGGUGCUAUAUCUCUUUAGAUGUAAAUGGUUGUUGUUAAGAUUGUAACUAACAACAGCCAGGUGUACAUUAUUGAUAUAUGUACUGUUUUCUUAUCUACGCAUUUGUUACUGUGUGAAUAUGUAUUGUGGAAUAAAGUUUUUUUCUUAUA